Messenger RNA from Paralichthys olivaceus (Japanese flounder), 2202 nucleotides. Lineage: Eukaryota; Metazoa; Chordata; Actinopteri; Pleuronectiformes; Paralichthyidae. The record is from RefSeq and is a predicted model, not a curated record.
UCUUCUUCUGUGGUGUGCAGCGAGUCAGCGUGUCGUUUCUACAGCCAUCAGAUGAAGGGGAAGCACCUGGCCAUCAAGAAGAUGAACGAGAUCCAGAAGAACAUUGAUGGCUGGGAGGGGAAGGACAUUGGCCAGUGCUGCAAUGAGUUCAUUAUGGAAGGCACUCUGACCCGUGUCGGUGCCAAACACGAGCGCCACAUCUUCCUCUUUGAUGGCCUGAUGAUCUGCUGCAAGUCUAACCACGGCCCUCCGCGGCUUCCCGGGGCUGGCUCCACGGCAGAGUACCGGCUCAAAGAGAAAUUCUUCAUGCGGAAAGUCCAGAUUAAUGACAAGGACGACAAGGAGGGCGAGUACCGGCACGCCUUUGAGAUAAUCCUGAAAGACGGGAACAGUGUUGUGUUUGCAGCCAAGUCUGCAGAGGAGAAGAACGGCUGGAUGGCGGCACUGAUCUCGCUGCAGUAUCGCAGCACGCUGGAGCGCAUGCUGGACUCCGCCAUGCUGCAGGAGGAGAAGGAGGAGCAGAUGAGGCUGCCGGGAGCAGAGGAGUACCGAUUCGCCGAGCCAGACUCGGAGGAGAAUGUGGUGUUUGAAGAGAACGUCCAGUCCAAGUCCGGAAUCCCCAUCAUCAAAGCAGGGACGGUCCUGAAACUGAUCGAGAGGCUCACCUUCCACAUGUACGCAGAUCCAAACUUUGUCCGAACAUUUCUGACCACCUACAGGUCGUUCUGUAAACCUCAGGAGCUGCUGGACCUGCUCAUGGAGAGGUUUGAGAUCCCGGAGCCACGACCCAACGAGGUGGAUCAGAUGGAGGGUGGCGAGCAGCCGCUGAGCGCCGAAGUCAAACGCUUCCGCAAAGAGUUUGUUCAACCGGUCCAGCUCAGAGUACUGAAUGUGUGUCGUCACUGGGUGGAGCAUCACUUCUAUGACUUUGAGAGAGAUUCUUACUUAUUGAGACGACUGGAGGACUUCAUCGCCUCAGUCAGAGGUAAGGCCAUGAGGAAGUGGGUGGAGUCAAUCACUAAGAUCAUCCAGAGGAAGAAGCAGGUUCAGGUGAGCGUUCCCAGUCACAGCAUCACCUUCCAGAACUCGCCUCCUCCAAUCGAGUGGCACAUCUGUAAACCAGGAAACAGCGAGCAGUUCGAUCUCAUGACGCUGCAUCCCAUCGAGAUCGCCCGGCAACUCACUCUGCUCGAGUCCGAAUUCUACAGGGCGGUGCAGCCGUCGGAGCUGGUCGGCAGCGUCUGGACCAAAGAGGAUAAAGAGAUUCACUCUCCAAACCUGCUGAGGAUGAUCCGACACACGACCAACCUCACCCUUUGGUUUGAAAAGUGUAUCGUGGAAACAGAGAACCUGGAGGAGCGAGUGGCUGUUGUUUCCCGAAUCAUUGAGAUCCUGCAAGUUUUUCAGGAACUCAACAACUUUAACGGUGUUCUUGAGGUCGUCAGUGCCAUGAACUCCUCACCUGUCUACAGACUGGACCACACCUUUGAGCAAAUUCCAAGUCGACAGAGAAAAAUCCUUGAGGAAGCUCACGAGCUGAGUGAAGAUCACUACAAGAAAUAUUUAGCCAAACUGCGCUCGAUCAACCCCCCCUGUGUCCCCUUCUUUGGAAUCUACUUGACCAACAUCCUGAAGACAGAGGAGGGAAACCCCGACUUCCUGCGACGUCACGGCAAAGAUCUGAUCAACUUCAGCAAGAGACGGAAAGUGGCUGAAAUCACCGGAGAGAUCCAACAGUACCAGAACCAGCCGUACUGUCUGAGGGUGGAGAACGACACCAGGAAGUUUUUCGAAAACCUGAACCCAAUGGAGGACAUGUCAGAGAAGGACUUUGCUGAUCGUCUGUUCAACAAAUCUCUGGAGAUUGAACCUCGAAACGUUCGAUCGUUACCUCGAUUUGUGAAGAAGUACACGGGUCCUCUGAAGUCUCCUGGGAUCCGUCCCACCUCAGCAAGACCUGGCACCAUGAGACACCCGACCCCGCUGCAGAACGAGCCCAGGAAGAUCAGCUACAGCCGCAUCCCCGACUCCGAUGCAGAGGGGGGGGCCGUCUCUGCCCCCAACUCCCCCCGCACCCCCCUGACUCCGCCCCCUGCCUCCGCCGCCUCCAGCUCCACUGACGUGGGAAGCGUCUUUGAUUCGCCACAGGGUCCCAGCAGCCCCUUCCACUCCAGUAAGACCCGCCCACUGACCAAUCACAGA